Molecule: messenger RNA, 1388 nt
Organism: Dendronephthya gigantea
Lineage: Eukaryota; Metazoa; Cnidaria; Anthozoa; Malacalcyonacea; Nephtheidae
Exons: 5
Coding region: 1-891 (296 amino acids)
Source: RefSeq, a predicted model, not a curated record
AUGUACAAGUUUUUCAAAGGAAUAAAGGGCAACUUUCUACCAGUUGGCCAUACGCAUGAAGAUAUUGAUGCAUUAUUUGGCUGUUUUUCAAAGCAUCUUAAAUUUCUUGAUGUAUAUACAGUAAAUGAUAUAAGAAAAGCAUUUGAAGAAUGCUGUAACAAGCCAUACCCAGAAUCUGACUGUUUAUCAUGCAUUUAUGAUAUCAAGAAGUGGUUGGAUGGUCACAGUGAGGACUUACACAAUCAUGUCAAGCCACACUGCUUUAAAUUUGUGAGAAAUGAAAAAAACAAAGCCGUAAUGUAUUACAGAAAGUGGAGUGAUGAUGAAUGGAUGGGUCCUAUUUCUUUAUUAAAGUCAACUCCUAUGGACAUGCCAGUCCAAAUACCAGCAGAUUUUGCAAAGGCAGACUUACCUAAGCUUGCAGUUGACAUGCAAAAAUGGUUUUCUGUAAUGACCUCAACAGCACAAGGAUGGUGGGAAUCAUUUUUGCAGACAACAGGCAACAAUGAUGCUACAAUUGAUAAUACGUUUCCAAUAUUUUCACUGAAAAAUCAUGUUAGAAGACCAAAUGCUGAACCUGUUGAGACAGCUGAAAUACCAGCACAGCUAUCUGCUUUGAGAGAGAAGGAGCUAGAACAACUAGAAGAGAUAUAUACUGGCUCAUAUCAAGCUCCAGCUUCCCGGGGCAUAAAUAUGGAUGAUAAUUACUUGGCUGCUUUGAAACCUGAUGUGUUUGUGGCAGUAAAUAUAUCCAACUACAAAAAAAGGCCAGUCAUUGGGAAAGUAACGGAGGUUGGAAAUGAUGAAUUUUGUUUACAAUACUGGAAGGGAAAUUAUAGCACUGCUUGGGAACCCCACAUUGUGAAUAGUAAAGAUGGGCUAACACCAUAGGUGGAUACCAUUCCCAAAGCGGCUAUUAUAAUAUGUGCGUUCGAACUUGAUGACAAAAAUCAUUUGCUGGAAAACACCAGAAAAUUUAUUAAAAAAUGGUACAGAGAUCACAAAAAAAAGCCUAACCAUUAGAGGGAAAAGGAACUAUACUGUGCCCCAAUAUUUUUUAUAUGAGAACCUUAUGAAGUACCAAAAUGUAUUUGUGAGAAACAUUUGUAUAUUUAACCAUUCUUAAUACCAAAUUUACACUAAAACAAUUAGUCGCCACAGCUCAUAUCUACUUUGCCUUCUGCUCAGUGGAUAUGGGCUUGUAAACACCUUGCCUUCAGGCUUCAACAACUAAUAGACCUAUAUGGAUUUAAUACGAUGUCAAUUAUUUCUGUAUGAACACAAAGAGCAGCAUUCCCUGAGAGAAUUGCAAUAUGUGUUAUUAUAAUUCUUGCAGGAAAUUCUGGUAUUUGUGAAGCAUUUGAUGUCCUAAUGCAUAAGGAGUAUUG